AUGCGCGCGCUGCUGCUCGCCGCGCUGCUGUGCGCGGCGACGACGCCCGCGCGCGCGUUCUACCUCCCCGGCGUCGCCCCGCAGGACUUCGCGCGGGACGACCUCGUGAACUUCAAGGUGAACUCGCUGACGUCGGACCGGACGCCGGUGCCGAUGCGGUUCUACGACCUGCCCUACUGCCGCCCGUCCGAGAUCCGCGCGAGCGCGGAAAACCUCGGCGAAGUCCUCCGCGGCGACCGCAUCUUCAACUCGCUGUAUCAGAUGCAGAUGCGUCUCGACGAGCGGUGCAAGGUGGUGUGCGAGUCCGAGCCGCUGAGCGAGCACGAGGCGGACCGUCUCCGCGCGGCGAUCGUGGACGGAUACCGCGUGAACAUGAUCUUAGAUAAUCUCCCCGCGGCGCAAAGUUUCGUCGACGACGCCGGCGUCAAGCGCUACGACCGCGGGUUCCCGGUCGGGUUCGUCGACGAGAUGGACGCGAAACGCGCGGACUAUAAAGACGCGCGGGCGUACGUGAACAACCACGCGACGUUCACGAUCUUGUACCACAAGGACGAGUCGCGACCGGAUUCCGCGCGGCGCAUCGUGGGGUUCGAGGUGGAGCCGCACAGCGUGAAGCAUCGGAGGGAUCCUAACGCCACAGACCCGAGCGUUUUAAGCACGUGCGACCCGGAGCGCGUCCUGUUCGCGAAGCCUCCCGCGCGGCGGUUCGACAGCGACGCGGGCGCUCAGGUGGUGGCGGCCGGGGAGAAGAUCCUGUGGACCUACGACGUCGCGUUCAAACCGUCGGACGUGCGGUGGGCUUCGAGAUGGGACACCUACCUCGCUGUCUCCAAGUCGGACGAAGAGAUCCACUGGUUCUCAGUGAUCAACAGCGCGGUGGUGAUGCUGUUCCUGUCCGCGAUGGUCGCGAUGAUCGUUCUGCGGACGCUGCGGAGCGACAUCACGAGGUACAACGCGCUGGAGAGCGUCGAUCUCGACGCGGACGACGACGAGAGCGGGUGGAAGCUGCUCCACGGCGACGUCUUCCGGCCGCCGCGUUCGCCCGCGCGGCUCGCCGUGUGCGUCGGCACCGGCGCGCAGCUCAUCAUCGUGGCGUUCGUCACCAUGGUAUUCGCGCUGCUCGGGUUCUUGAGCCCCGCGAAUCGCGGGGGGCUGAUGACCGCGUCGCUGAUGACGUUCGCGCUCGCGGGCGUCGCGGCGGGGUACGUCGCGGGGCGAAUGUUCCGAGCGUUUCAGGCGCGUUCUCUCUCUCAUCACAUCACACUGCUCUCGCCGUCGGAGUGGCGAAGAAAUACCGCGCACGUCGCGGUCGCGUUCCCGGGGCUCGCGUUCGCCGUGCUGAUAUCGCUGAACCUCGUGGUGUGGGGGAAAGAAGGCGCCGCGGCGGUGCCGUUCGGGACGCUUUUCCAGCUGUGCGCGAUGUGGUUCUGUCUCUCGACGCCGUUGGUGUUUCUCGGGUCUCACCGAGCGUUCGCCGCGCCCGCGCCGGAGCAGCCGACGCGGACGAAUAAGAUCCCUCGGCAGGUGCCCAGAACGCCGUGGUACCUGAAAGACGACGCGACCGCGUUACUCGGCGGGAUCUUACCCUUCGGCGCGGUGUUCAUCGAGCUGUUCUUCAUCCUGUCGUCCGUGUGGCUGCGUCAGGCGUACUACAUCUUCGGCGUGCUCUCCGUGGUGUACGUCAUAUUGGUCGUCACGUGCGCGGAGAUCGCGAUCGUGAUCACGUACUUCACGCUGUGCGGCGAGGACUACAGGUGGUGGUGGAAGGCGUUCAACUCCCCCGCGUUCGCGGGCGCGUACGUGUUCGCGUACAGCGCGUAUUACUACCUCACUCGGUUGGACAUCUCCGGCGGGGUGAUUCCGACGGCGAUGUACUUUUCGUACAUGGGGCUGGCGUCGAUCGGGUUCGGGUUGGCGUGCGGCGCGGUCGGGUUCGUCGCGAGCUACGCGUUCGUCAGGGCCAUCUACGGCAGCGUGAAGAUAGAUUAA
Micromonas pusilla CCMP1545 is the source of this 1989-nucleotide messenger RNA. RefSeq lists its product as uncharacterized. Gene Ontology annotation, cellular component: membrane. The record is from RefSeq and is a predicted model, not a curated record. Bases 1 to 1989 code for a protein of 662 amino acids. The transcript is spliced from 4 exons. Gene Ontology annotation, biological process: protein localization to membrane. NCBI's taxonomy places the organism in Eukaryota, Viridiplantae, Chlorophyta, Mamiellophyceae, Mamiellales, Mamiellaceae.